AUGCAGAACGAUGAAGUCAUAUGGGGAGUAUUCCAUUAUAAAUAAUUUUUUAUUUAUUUUGAGGUCAAAAAUCUUUAAAUUUACCUAAUACUGAAACAAAACCAUAAUAAUUCUAGCAAAAAUACCUUAAAAAAUAUAAUAGGCUCAAACCAUUGUUCUUAUCGUGCAUCAACUGAAACACAAAACUUCUGCAGAAACCAGUACAAUGUGACAGGUCUCUGCAAUAGACGAUCUUGCCCAUUAGCCAAUAGCACCUAUGCGACUAUCAUUGAAAAAGAAGGAGUCUGCUAUCUGUACAAAAAAGUCCCUGAACGUGCAAAUACUCCGAAAAAGCUCUGGGAAAGAAUUAAGCUUUUACAAAAUUAUAAGUUGGCUUUGGAACAGAUAGACGAACAUCUUGAAUUUUGGCCAGACUUUCUUAUCCACAAGAAUAAACAAAGAUUCACAAAAAUCGUUCAAUAUUUAAUUAGACAGCGAAAAAUCAAAAAACAAGACAACACAAAAUUAGUCACUGUCAGCAAAAAAGCUGAAAGAAGAGAAAAAACGAGAGAAGCCAAAGCAGAAAAAGCAGCAAAUAUCGAAAUCAGCAUUGAAAAAGAGCUGUUAGAGAGGCUGAAAAGUGGGACUUAUGAUGAAAUUUAUAAUUAUCCACCAAAACUUUACAAUGAACUGCUAGAUGAAGAAGAACAAAUUGAAUUUGUGGAGGAAGACAUUGAGGAAAGUGACCAAGAAAUUGAAGAUUUAGACCAAAUUUUACCGAAGAGGAGACCAAGGCAUGAGAUUGAGUAUGAACAAGAAAUUGAAGAAUUGGGGAAAUUGCAUUAA
Molecule: messenger RNA, 825 nt
Organism: Blepharisma stoltei
Lineage: Eukaryota; Ciliophora; Heterotrichea; Heterotrichida; Blepharismidae
Source: the annotation of a GenBank genome assembly